AUGCUUAAUCACGUGCGGUACCUAAGCAAUGGGAGGUUUAAGAAUGCAGAUCACCAAGUAGUAGUGAACUCUAAUUACAGCAGAUUGUCAAUUGCAACAUUCCAAAAUCCACCACUAGAGGCCAUAGUUUACCCAGUCAAGGUCAGGGUCGGGGAGAAGCCGGUUCUCGAUGAGCCCAUCACGUUUUCCGAGAUGUACAAGAGGAAGAUGAGCAAGGAUCUUGAGCUGGCCAGGCUGAAAAAAAUGGCUAAGGAGAAACAGUUGCAGGUGUCGGAACCCAUGGAGAACUCCAAUGAUCACGGCGUACUGGGCAUGCGGGCAUCAGAUCCCAUGGAGAACGUCUCAGAUCACGCCGUACCGCUCGAUAAGUGGGCUGCAGAGCUCUAA
Olea europaea var. sylvestris is the source of this 387-nucleotide messenger RNA. Its product is annotated as naringenin,2-oxoglutarate 3-dioxygenase-like. Lineage: Eukaryota; Viridiplantae; Streptophyta; Magnoliopsida; Lamiales; Oleaceae. The record is from RefSeq and is a predicted model, not a curated record. The transcript is spliced from 2 exons. Bases 1 to 387 code for a protein of 128 amino acids.